Messenger RNA from Dibothriocephalus latus, 654 nucleotides. The record is from the annotation of a GenBank genome assembly. NCBI's taxonomy places the organism in Eukaryota, Metazoa, Platyhelminthes, Cestoda, Diphyllobothriidea, Diphyllobothriidae.
AUGGAUCUUUUCUUGCAGGCCUACACGAAUGUAGCUAAGCAGUUGUCCAGCCUUCUUACCGAGGAUUCAGAAAAAACGAGUUCCGCCGGACGGGCCUCAGAAGAAAUAUACAAAAAUCUGCAAUCCGUCCUAAUUUGCCUUGCGGAAAGAAUUACAUCACUAAAAAGCAGGAUUUGCUGGGCAGGCCAACAUGUGAAUAUUUGUCACAAACUAAACAUCCUUUCCUCACGAAUCGCCUCCCUCCAUUGUGCCCUACUAGGCUCCUUAUCGGAGAGACCCUUUUUGCGUAACCUGUAUGCCCUCGAGGGAUUGGAGAUGGAAGUAGACCAACUGCGUGACCACCUAGAGGCCUGUGUCUGCGAUGAUACUUUUGCUGCAAAUACCGAUUUUCGAAGCUUUUAUUCUUUGGCAACUGAUCAAGUGGGUCAGUUGUCUCGGUGUCUCCUGGAAUGUCGUCCACAACUGCCGACUCUUCAACUCUGCCUGGACGCCAUCCAACGAUUAGAGGAAUUGUGCGAUCUGUGCACUGCGUUGCAGCCUCGUCUGGACCACUUUGAUGAGGAAGUCUUAUUUCGACCAACGCCGAUUUCGUCGAAAUCCUUCGUCCAAGAGUUCGAGGUCCAACAGUGUAUAGCUUCAAAACUGGAUGUAUGA